GCGCGGCACCCCCCAGUCGCAUCGGUUCAGCAGCGGAGCGAGACGCCAUGUCCGGCCGUGGCAAGAGCGGCGGUAAGGCCCGUGCUAAGGCCAAGUCUCGCUCGUCCCGGGCUGGGCUGCAGUUCCCGGUAGGGCGCGUCCACCGACUGCUGCGGCGCGGGCACUACGCGGAGCGGGUGGGAGCUGGUGCGCCCGUCUAUCUGGCGGCCGUGCUCGAGUACCUGACCGCUGAGAUCCUGGAGCUCGCGGGCAACGCGGCACGCGACAACAAGAAGACGCGCAUCAUCCCCCGUCACCUGCAGCUAGCAGUGCGCAACGACGAGGAGCUCAACAAGCUGUUGGGCGGCGUUACCAUCGCGCAGGGCGGCGUCCUGCCCAACAUUCAGGCCGUUCUGCUGCCCAAGAAGACCAGCAAGAGGGGCAGUGGGCAGCAGUCGCAGGAGUACUAGGCCGGCCGGCCCAACUCAAAGGCCCUUUUCAGGGCCACCCCAUUGCUCACCGGGAGAGCUGCGAUCCGCGGAGGAGGGAAGGGGACGAGAGGCGUGGCCGGCCGUGGCUGCGGGGCGGGGGGGGAGAGAAGCCGCCCGAGACCAGUCAAAAACUGAGCGUGAAAGCUGCUCCGUAAGGACCCGUUAUUUUAACUCUUACCUACCUCUGGUACAUUCAGUGGACGUUGCCUAGAAAAUAAAACUAUAAAACUUCUUUAUUUACGAAACAGCACCCCAACACGGUGCCGUUAUACUGUUUCUGCAAGGCACUGUAACAAUCAAACCCUGCUCAGAUGCUGACUUAGUAGCAAGUGCAGGAAGCCACAGUAUCUGGAAUUUGGGGUUCUGCUUCAGCUCCCCCUUCAUUGGCAAGUCUAGCUAACUGGCUCUCAUGACUUGUGGACAAACAUACAAGGGAAAUCAAAAUGGCUGUCCGCCCCCUCAUUUAAUACUAGCCAAUCCAGCUAGUAUAGCUAAUAUAUACAUAUAUAUA
Molecule: messenger RNA, 981 nt
Organism: Camarhynchus parvulus
Lineage: Eukaryota; Metazoa; Chordata; Aves; Passeriformes; Thraupidae
Product: histone H2A
Exons: 1
Coding region: 48-449 (133 amino acids)
Cellular component (GO): nucleosome
Molecular function (GO): structural constituent of chromatin; protein heterodimerization activity; DNA binding
Source: RefSeq, a predicted model, not a curated record